Messenger RNA from Lontra canadensis (Northern American river otter), 4924 nucleotides. It is a transcript of the gene KCNC4, whose product is annotated as potassium voltage-gated channel subfamily C member 4. Gene Ontology annotation, cellular component: voltage-gated potassium channel complex; neuronal cell body membrane; dendrite membrane. NCBI's taxonomy places the organism in Eukaryota, Metazoa, Chordata, Mammalia, Carnivora, Mustelidae. The coding region runs from base 1323 to 3311 and encodes 662 amino acids. The record is from RefSeq and is a predicted model, not a curated record. Gene Ontology annotation, biological process: protein homooligomerization; potassium ion transmembrane transport. The transcript is spliced from 4 exons. Gene Ontology annotation, molecular function: protein binding; delayed rectifier potassium channel activity.
GCUGAGCUCUGCGGCCGCCGGGGCCCUGCAGCGAGCCCGGUCGGCCCCGCGCCGCGCCCCGCCCACCCCACCCCGCGGAGGGUGCGCCCGGGCGAGGCGGGGCGGGGAGGAAAAGGCGCCAGCGAAGAGUAGCAUCCGCUACCAUCGCCGCAGGGAGAUCGAGAGCCCCCCUUAAGCCCCAGCCCACCAGCGCCAAGGCUCCUCUACCCUCAGGCCACCUUUCGCCCACCUCCUGUCUCGAGCCAAGGCCGGCACCCCGCCCGGAGAUGGGCAGACGCGCGGAUGGCGUGGCUCCCAGCGCCGCCAGAUCGCAGGAGCCCGGCGCUGGGGCGCUGCGCUGAAGCUCCCGAUCGGCGCAGCCUGGGAAGCCUGCAGGUGUCCUUGGCCGCUCGGCCGCCGGAGCCCAGAACCCCGCGCCCCGGAGCGGCUCCGCCCCUCAGGCUCGGCGCUGCGCAGGACGCCCCGUCUGAGGCCCCCCCGCCCCAGCACGGCCCCCGCUGCGCAGCGCCAGCCCAGCGCCGCUCCCAGCCGCUGCUGAGCGGCGGACGCAGGACCUGAGGCUCGCUCCUGCGGGCGCGCUUGUUUUUCUGGGGCCGCCUCGCCCUGCGCAGCCCCCGCCCGCCUAAACGCCGCGCUCCGCUCAGCCCCGCCCGCCUUCGGAGCCCUGCGCUGGAUUUAUGAAUGGGGGGAAGAGGCCACAUGCCGCCGCCACCGCCGCGUGUUGACCGCAAGCACCCCGGGCCCGCGGAGCUCCGGCUGCCGUGAGAGCGUCUGCCCGGCCCCGGCAGCCGCUCCGAGAACUUGUUGCUGCUGCGCUGCCGCCGCCGCGGAGAAGCCGGCGGCUCCCGGGACUCGGCACGGUCUGGGAGAGCCGGAGGGUGGCCCGUGUGAGUGUGAGCGCGCGCGCGCGCUCCCCGGACCCUCGCAGUGCGCCUGGACUGUGCGCUAACUCGCCUUCUGGGGGAGAAGGGGGGGCGUGUCCAGAGCCCAAGCGUCUGAGUGUCCAGUCCUAGCAGGGGAGGUGUGUGUUUGCCCUUGCCUCCCCGGGCCCCUCGCCCGGGUCCUCGGCUAGCCUUUUUCUUCCCUGCCUCCUCGCCGAAGCUGCCUGCCCAAACCCCAACCACCUGUGCACCCGAGAAACCCAACUCCUCCUGCUCGGCGCCCCGGCGGGGAGGCAGGGGCAGGGCCAAGCCGCAGAGGGGGCCGCCGCCGCCUCCUGCCUCCUCCUCGCCUCCUCCCCCUCCCCCGUCUGACGCUGCCUCCUCGGGAAGGGUGUUUAGAGGGCAGCGGCCGCCCCAAGCCGAAGCCCCGCAGCGCUUCUUAUGAUCAGCUCGGUGUGUGUCUCCUCCUACCGUGGGCGCAAGUCGGGGAACAAGCCUCCGUCCAAAACAUGUCUGAAGGAGGAGAUGGCCAAGGGCGAGGCGUCGGAGAAGAUCAUCAUCAACGUGGGCGGCACGCGACAUGAGACCUACCGCAGCACCCUGCGCACCCUACCGGGCACCCGCCUCGCCUGGCUGGCCGAUCCCGACGGCGGGGGCCGGCCCGAGUCUGAUGGCGGCGGUGCAGGCAGCAGCGGCAGCAGCGGCGGCGGGAGCUGCGAGUUCUUCUUCGACCGGCACCCGGGCGUCUUUGCUUACGUGCUCAACUACUACCGCACCGGCAAGCUGCACUGCCCCGCCGACGUGUGCGGGCCGCUCUUCGAGGAGGAGCUCACCUUCUGGGGCAUCGACGAGACCGAUGUGGAGCCCUGCUGCUGGAUGACCUACCGCCAGCACCGCGACGCCGAGGAGGCGCUCGAUAUCUUCGAGAGCCCGGACGGAGGCGGCGGUGGCACGGGGACGGGCGACGAGGCCGGCGACGAGGAGCGCGAGCUGGCCCUGCAGCGCCUGGGGCCCCACGAGGGAGGUGCGGGCCCCGGCGCCGGGUCCGGGGGCUGCCGUGGCUGGCAGCCCCGCAUGUGGGCGCUCUUCGAGGAUCCCUACUCCUCCCGGGCGGCCAGGGUGGUGGCCUUCGCCUCUCUCUUCUUCAUCUUGGUCUCCAUCACCACCUUCUGCCUGGAGACCCACGAGGCCUUUAACAUCGACCGCAACGUGACCGAGAUCCACCGGGUAGGGAACACCACCAGCGUGCACUUUCGGCGGGAGGUGGAGACAGAGCCCAUCCUGACGUACAUCGAGGGGGUGUGCGUGCUGUGGUUCACGCUGGAGUUCCUGGUGCGCAUCGUGUGCUGCCCGGACACGCUGGACUUCGUCAAGAACCUGCUCAACAUCAUCGACUUCGUGGCCAUCCUGCCCUUCUACCUGGAGGUGGGGCUGAGUGGCCUGUCUUCCAAGGCAGCCCGAGACGUUCUGGGCUUCCUGCGCGUCGUGCGCUUUGUGCGUAUCUUGCGCAUCUUCAAGCUCACGCGCCACUUCGUGGGCCUGCGCGUGCUGGGCCACACCCUGCGCGCCAGCACCAACGAGUUCCUGCUGCUCAUCAUCUUCCUGGCCCUGGGGGUGCUCAUCUUCGCCACCAUGAUCUACUAUGCCGAGCGCAUUGGCGCUAGGCCCUCCGACCCGCGGGGCAAUGACCACACCGACUUCAAGAACAUCCCCAUCGGCUUCUGGUGGGCGGUGGUUACCAUGACGACGCUGGGCUAUGGGGACAUGUACCCCAAGACCUGGUCAGGCAUGCUGGUGGGGGCGCUGUGUGCACUGGCUGGCGUGCUCACCAUCGCCAUGCCUGUGCCGGUCAUUGUCAACAACUUUGGCAUGUACUACUCCCUGGCCAUGGCCAAGCAGAAGCUGCCUAAGAAAAGAAAGAAGCAUGUGCCCCGGCCGCCCCAUCUUGAGUCACCCAUCUACUGCAAGUCUGAGGAGACUUCGCCCCGGGACAGCACCUACAGUGACAUCAGUCCCCCUGCCCCAGAAGAGGGUAUGGUUGAGAGGAAACGGGCAGACUCCAAGCAGAACGGUGAUGCCAAUGCGGUGCUGUCAGAUGAGGAGGGAGCUGGCCUCACCCAGCCCCUGGCCUCUGUCCCCACCCCUGAGGAGCGCCGGGCCCUGCGACGCUCUGGCCCCCGAGACAAAAACAAGAAGGCAGCCGCCUGCUUCCUGCUCAGCGCCGGGGACUAUGCCUGUGCCGAUGGUAGUGUCCGGAAAGGCUGUGCAAAAUCCCGGAGUCUAAACAGCAUAGCAGGAGCAGCUGGAACCAGUCUGGGGCUGUCUCCACUGGCAUCGAGAUACAGCUCACCUUAUCCUCCGAGAAAGCUCCUGUUCUCCCACCCCUUCCACCCUCUCACCAGCCCUCCACCCGGACACCCUGGCCCUUAGCCGUGCCCCUGGCUCUCCCCACAUCUGGGCGCACGCCACGCUCACAUGCCCUCCAGCCCUCAUUCCUCCGUAGGCCCAAGGGAGCCCGGCAGGAGGCAGGAGAACCCGGGCCCCCAAGCCUCUCCCCCACAGCACCCAACUCCCCAGAACAUUCGGCUCUGGAGCCUGAGAGCAAGGGGGAGAUUACUCCCAGGGCUCCUCCUGCACUGGUGUCUGGCCUGAGCCCGAGCUGCUGGCAUUACCCACCACUGCCCUCCGGGACUUGUGCCUCUGAGCCUUGCCUCCCCUCAGAGUCCCACCUUCAUCCUGGGGAAUGCAUUUCCACUCCUCGUGGCCUUCAGUCGGUAACCAGCCUGCGACUGACUAUCUCUGUCUGUCUGUCUGUCCAUCCUACUCCUAGACCAGCAAAGAAUAAGGCUGUCCCGCAGGCGCCCCAUCUCUGCUGGUGCAUAGGGAGCUGGCUGGUCAGAGGAGCGGUGCGCCCCUGGGAGAGGAGGCCUGAUGCUCUCCAGCUCUGGCCUGGCAUGCAGGUGGGGUCCCUAGGGUCCCAAGAUUGGCUGGCUGCCGGGGCAUGGGAAUGCCCUCCUCCCGGAAGUGACACCCUGUGGCGGCAGAACCUGGCAUCCCAUCUGCACCCCAGCAGCCGUAUCUCUCCCGCGCUGCUCUCUCUGCUUCCACGAGUUUUUCUUCCCUCCUCCUCCUGCUGCCUCAGACUCCCAGCCCUGCCUGAGUCACCUGCCGCUCCCACCCAGCCUCUGCGCUCUGGAUGGCUGCCAGAGCCGGAGACUCAUCUAAUUUCUAUAAUUAAGUGUAUUCAUUUACCUAAUGAGCCCGGGAGCACAACAGGUGUGUGAGUCAUUGAGGGAGCAGGGGUGCACCCUGGGCAGGGGCAGCUGAGGGGAAGUGUGGGGACAGAAGCAAUCCCACCUCCUCCCGCUCCUGCAUAAGCACCCUGUCACUUCCAGGCAGGGCGGGGCUGGGCUGCAGGGGGCCCCUCUCUAGCAGUGAACCAGGGGAGGCUCUCCAGGCCCCCUCUGUCCCAGGACCCCAGAAGGCCUCAGCCAAGACAUUCCUGUUUCACCUGAUGGGAAUUAGACCUGACAGUGGAGCCUGGCAAUUUUUAGAGUCAGAUUACACAACUUUGGAGAGGGAAUGACUAAGGUCCAUAUCUGCUCCUUCCAGGGUGGGCAAAGGUAAGAAUGGCAAGACAGCCUUCAGGGACUCAGCAGGGGGCCGGGGAGUCUGGAGGUGCCCCCGAAAGGUGAACUGGGCAGAAAGUCCAGAUCAUUUCAUGAGAGUUGGGUGUUGUGAAAAGCCUCUGCCAGGACCACCCCCCUUUCAGUGCCCUCUGUCUUCAGCCUGGGGCAGACACAGGAAUGUGCCUUCCAGAAAAGUCUGCAGCGGGUCCUGGGAUACCCCAACCCUGCUGUGGUCCAUGAGGCCUGUCUCUGGCUUGCUCUCAGAAUGAGAUGAACCCCCAAGAGGUGAGAAAAUAUGGGGGCAUCCAUGUGACCACCCUUCAAGAGGGGACAGGCCCCUUCAAGUGACAGGGACAGGGAAGCCGUGUGGAGCAGGAUGGAGACUCUAGGAGCCCUGUCAAAGCUGGGGCUUAG